Paramecium sonneborni is the source of this 863-nucleotide messenger RNA. The record is from the annotation of a GenBank genome assembly. NCBI's taxonomy places the organism in Eukaryota, Ciliophora, Oligohymenophorea, Peniculida, Parameciidae.
AUGCAAUUAGUAAGAUUGCCAACAAAAGCACAUACACCAAGAAAUGUGCCAUUAAGAUCUCCAGAAAAAACCAAUACGAUAACUCUUUAAUUUCCAAAUUACAUAUUCUUAGGUCCAAUGGAUAAUAUAAAAAUAGUAAAAUUUACAAAAAGCAUUUCAUCAUCAAGUAUUAAACAAAUAAGAUAAAAAUCUCCUUGCAAAGAUUAAAACAUGAGUUUUGUGAAAAAAAUUGGUGAGAUAAAACCAAAGCAUUAAAAAACAUCUAGUGUUUAAAUAAUAACAUAAAGCCCUGAUCUUUUUGUUAAAUAGUAAUCUCAAAACAGUACUAUAUAUAGUAACAUAACAGCUUUGUAAACAUUCUCAACCAAACAUAAACAUCAUCGAUCUGAAUUGACUCAAGAUACAUGCAGUGAGUAACCAAGCACUCCUACUUUAACAGUUCCAAUCUUAAAAUAUGUUGAAUUCUCUAGUAAUCUUUCACCUGGACAGGGGCUCUGUAAAUCCAAUAAAUUAAGAGCCUAGAUUUUAUUUUAGAAUGGUUUGUUUUAUGAAGGUGAAAUAGUCAAACAUUCAGAUAUAAUCUCAUUAGAAGGUUUUGGAACACUUUAUACAGACAACUCCAAAUUUUAUAUUGUAUAUGAGGGAAGAUGGAAAAACAAUUGCUUUCAUGGAAAGGGCAAAUACUAUAAUUAAUAUUAGAUCGAAUCUUCAAGUGAUUGGCAUUUCAAUUGGAAGAUGAUAUAAGGUAUAUAUUUAUUCGAUACUUUAUAGCAAUAUUCAGUAAGGGAGAGAUUAUUGAAGGCAAAAUCGAUUUCUAUCAGAAUGAAAAUGUAAUUGCUCAUUAAAUUGAAUAUUCAAAAUGA